AUGUCCUGCCAACAGAACCAGCAGCAGGCCCAGGCCCCUCCCAAGUGCCCAACACCCAAGUGCCCCUCACCCAAGUGCCCCUCACCCAAGUGCCCCCCAAAGAGCCCAGUAGGAUGUCUGCCUGCAGCCUCCUCCUGCUGUGCUACAAGCUCUGGGGGAUGCAGUGGGCCCAGCUCCUCUGAGGGCGGCUGCUGCCUGGGCCACCACAGGAGGCGCAGGUCCCACCAUGGCUGCCGGCGCAGGAGCUCCAGCUCCUGUGAUCGAGGCAGUGGCCAGCAGUCCGGGGGCUCUGGCUGUGGCCAGGGCUCUGGGGGCUGCUGCUGA
Perognathus longimembris pacificus (Pacific pocket mouse) is the source of this 324-nucleotide messenger RNA. Its product is annotated as late cornified envelope protein 3D-like. Gene Ontology annotation, biological process: epidermis development. Bases 1 to 324 code for a protein of 107 amino acids. The record is from RefSeq and is a predicted model, not a curated record. Lineage: Eukaryota; Metazoa; Chordata; Mammalia; Rodentia; Heteromyidae. The transcript has a single exon.